Molecule: messenger RNA, 667 nt
Organism: Malus domestica (apple)
Lineage: Eukaryota; Viridiplantae; Streptophyta; Magnoliopsida; Rosales; Rosaceae
Source: RefSeq, a predicted model, not a curated record
AGCUCGGAACUCAAAGACACUUCUCCACCAUUCCGGUUCGAAGCCCUUUUCGUAUAGGGUUGAGGCACGACGUGAGGAGGGUUCUAAGUUCCCACAGAUUGACCUGUUCAAGCAGGUUUACGUUCAUCCCAACAAUGAGAACAGUGACCAGCUUUAUGGUGAUAUGGUGGAAAAGAGCACUGCUAUUCUCCAAGAAGCAACAUCACAGCUUCCCCCGGAGACCCCGAUUGAGGACAUCAUUGUACCCAAGGAUGCAGAUGUUCAGAUCGUGACUGAGGUCCUGGAUCAGAAGUUCGGUCGUCGUCAUGGUAAGGUUGUUCGGUGUACGGGGAAGGCGGGGGUUCGUGAAACGGGUGCCUCUUCUUCCAGAUUGUCCACAGGAGAGGUCAAAUUCCUUGAAGGAGGAAGUGACAACCCUAAGAGGUCAGGUUGCGGCCCAGGGCGAGAGGAUGAAUAUGAUUCUUCAGGCCUUAGCGAUGUCCGGCCUCCAAAUCCCGACGAUGCCAGCACCUAAUGUUGCUCCACCUUGGACUUCCCAGCCAUUUCGCCCAGACGAUACCGAGUAGCAUGAUGUAUUAAACUUAGAAGACUUGUAGUUUUUUAUUUUUUUGUUCGGACAAACGUACAUUUUCAUAUAUUCUAUAAUUAAUUACUUUUUCUUGGUUUA